Vanessa atalanta (red admiral) is the source of this 1632-nucleotide messenger RNA. It is a transcript of the gene Ir76b, whose product is annotated as glutamate receptor ionotropic, delta-2. The coding region runs from base 1 to 1632 and encodes 543 amino acids. The record is from RefSeq and is a predicted model, not a curated record. Gene Ontology annotation, cellular component: membrane. The transcript is spliced from 9 exons. Gene Ontology annotation, molecular function: ligand-gated monoatomic ion channel activity. NCBI's taxonomy places the organism in Eukaryota, Metazoa, Arthropoda, Insecta, Lepidoptera, Nymphalidae.
AUGGCUGGAGUAGAACUAAUUCUAGCCACAAUAUGUAAUGCAAGCUUUUGCAAUGAUGUCUUCGACAACCCAUUAACUGCCACAUAUAUACCGCCUGGGAAAAGUGAACUACAGAAUUUAAAAAAUGAAAUAAACGGAAAACAUCUGCGUAUAGCUACGUAUAACAAUUACCCGUUGAGUUUUACAAAGAGAACUGAAAAUGGUACUAUUGUUGGCAAAGGUGUGGCUUUCUUUCUGAUAAAUACCUUGCGUGAAAAGUUUAAUUUUACCUACGAAAUUGUUUUGCCCGAAAAGAAUAUAGAGCUUGGAGGUCGGAAGCCCGAAGAUUCUGUUAUAGGUCUGGUCAAUAGCAGCAAAGCGGACGUGGCCGCAGCGUUCAUACCCACAUUCUUAAAAUAUGGAAAAUUGGUAUCAUUCUCCAAAGAACUAGAUGAAGGUGUUUGGCUAAUGAUGCUGAAGCGACCCAAGGAAUCCGCAGCCGGAUCUGGACUCUUAGCCCCUUUUGCAACCUACGUUUGGUAUUUAAUUUUGGCCGCAGUACUUUGUUAUGGACCAUGUAUCACCAUUUUAACAUGGAUUCGUUCUAAAUUAAUUAAAGAUGAUGAACAGCACAUCUCUCUCAGUCCAAGUGUGUGGUUCGUCUACGGUGCUUUUAUCAAACAGGGAACAACUCUAGCUCCCGACGCAAAUACGACUCGAGUUCUUUUCGCAACAUGGUGGUUGUUCGUAAUAUUGCUAUCUGCGUUUUAUACCGCUAAUCUGACUGCUUUCCUAACCUUAUCUAAAUUUACUUUGGAUAUAGAAAAUCCUGAAGAUUUAUAUAAGAAGAAUUAUCGCUGGGUUGCAGCCGAAGGCGGAGCAGUAUUCAAUACCAUUAGAAAUCCGGAAGAGAGCCUUUACUAUUUAAACAGAAUGUUAGUGAAUGGACGAGCUCAGUUCCGGGCUGUGGGUAGGAACGAGGACUUUUUACCCAUGGUCACUGGAGGGGCGGUCCUGGUAAAAGAACAAACAGCCAUCGACAAUCUCAUGUACGACGACUAUUUAAAGAAAACGAGGGAGGGUGUCGUGGAAUCGGACAGAUGCACUUAUGUUAUUGCUCCUCAUGCCUUCAUGAAGCGACAGAGAGCUUUCGCUUAUCCGCAGAACAGCACUUUAAGGAUCUUAUUCGACAGUGUGCUCUCAAGCUUGAUCCAGUCUGGAAUAGUAACAUUUCUCCAGCACCAAGACCUGCCAAGCACAAAAAUUUGCCCGCUCGAUUUACAGUCCAAAGACCGUCAGCUGCGUAACAGCGACCUUUUGAUGACCUACCUGAUCAUGGUCGCUGGAUUGGCGGCCGCUAUUGCAGUUUUUAUUGGCGAGAUAUUCUUCAAACGCUGGAUCACCAAGAAAAAUAAUAAAGACGAAAAUCCAAAACGGACGAAGAAGCGAAGAACAAAAGGUUUCUCAUUACGGAAUUACGACGACACUCGCCCUCCGCCCUACGACUCGCUCUUUGGGAAUUCAAAGUACAGUUUCAACAGCGAUUCGGAAAAAAGAAUUAUAAACGGUCGAGAAUACUACGUCGUGCAUACACCCAGCGGGGACACUCGUUUGAUUCCUCUCAGAACACCAUCAGCUUUCCUUUAUCGAUGA